AUGACACCGGAAGUCCACAGUGACAGGCGAGACUGAGUGGAAAGUGAAGAGCAGCGAGCUGCAGUUGGAAAGUUAAAAGUACAGUUUAAUGUACCCUCCAGAGCCGAGAUAGCUUCUGAUCAUGACAUCUAUCUCAGAGAAUAGUGAUAAGGAGAAGGUGCGCUCUGUAUCGGUGGACUUGAACAAUGACGCAUCUCUUCUCAUUGAUAUCCCUGACGCCCUCUGUGAACGCGACAAAGUCAAAUUUACCGUCCACACCAAGACCACACUUAGUUCCUUUCAGAAGCCAGAAUUUUCUGUGCCACGGCAGCACGAAGAUUUCAACUGGCUCCAUGACACAAUGGUGGAGACUGAGGACUACGCUGGCCUCAUUAUCCCUCCUGCCCCACCAAAGCCUGACUUUGAGGGUCCCAGGGAGAAGAUGCAUAAACUGGGAGAGGGAGAAUCCAGCAUGACAAAGGAGGAAUAUGCCAAAAUGAAGCAAGAACUUGAGGCGGAAUAUCUUGCUGUUUUUAAGAAGACCGUGCAGGUUCAUGAAGUUUUUCUACAGCGGCUCUCCUCGCACCCCAUCUUCAGCAAGGACAGAAACUUACAGAUAUUCCUGGAAUACGACCAGGAUCUCAGCGUGAGGAGGAAAAAUGCCAAGGAAAUGUUUGGUGGAUUUUUUAAGAUCAUGGUAAAAAGUGCUGAUGAGGUCCUCAUGUCAGGGGUCAAGGAGGUUGAUGAGUUUUUUGAGCAGGAGAAGACUUUUCUAUUGGAUUAUUCAAACAAAAUCAAAGAUGCCACUGCUAAAGCUGAGAAAAUGACCAGUUCACACAAAAAUGUUGCUGAUGAUUAUAAUCAUAUUUCUGCUGCUCUGAACAGCACUGCUGCAGACAACAACACUGCCUUGAAAAAGCACUUAGAAAAAUUUGCUGACACGUUUGAAAAGCUUAGAAAAGUAGAGGAUAGGGUGGCGUCAGAUCAAGAGCUCAAGCUGACAGAACUUUUGAGAUAUUACACAAGGGACAUUCAAGCUGCCAAGGACCUUUUAUACAGACGUGCUCGGGCGCUUGCUGAUUACGAGAAUUCCAAUAAAGCUCUUGACAAGGCUCGUCUGAAGAGUAAGGACAUCGCACAGUCUGAGGAGCACCAGAGGCAGUGUCUGCAGAAGUUUGACAAGCUCUCCGAGUCUGGCAAGAAAGAGCUCACCAGCUUCAAGGCAAGGCGUGUAGUGGCCUUUCGUAAAAACUUGGUCGAGAUGACCGAGUUAGAGAUAAAACAUGCCAAGAAUAGUGUGUCCCUUCUGCAGGGCAGCAUUGAGAUGCUGAAAAGAAACUGACUUACACGAUGACAUCACUUGACCAUCCUGAGCACUUCGAAUUGUUACUGACCUAUUAUAGGGGAACCUGGAUGCACCUACUUCACAUAGCCCUAACAUGGCUCAGUAACCACUCUAAAAACAUGAAAUAGAGCCACCACCAGCACAAUGUCUCUACCAUGUUUACACUUUUCUGUAUUGUGCUUCUCCCCUAUUUACUGCCAGUAUCUUGCAGCGUCAAACUGAGGGCAGUGACUCCUUCCAUGAACAACACUUAAAACCUCUCCCAUUUAUUUGUCUCUUUUUGGAGUUAUCAGUAACACAAAUACCUGUGUUACCACCCCUUUCUAUUUUAAGUAUUUUGUUUUGCUUGCAUUAGCUGAGAUGUUUUAGCUCAGAUUACGCAGACAUUAAUAACAGAUAAAGUAAAAGUGUAUUGCUUUAGUGAAUUUGCUAUGAUUACACCAGAAGUUGUCAUUUAUUCAUGCAUCUGUUGACUUGCAGAAUCAUUUUGUUGUUGUUCUGUUUUUGACUGCAGUUUUGUACCUCUAAAUGUGAUUAUUAAUCUGCUUUUUGUGUCACAAUGGAAAAUUGAUUGUUUAUGAUUAGUUCUAUUAUCUAUCAUAUAAAGUUAGGAGGAAAAACAGUUCAGUUUAAACCUCAGCUGAAGUGUUGUUAACAUGUAAUAUUUGUCAGAUAGGCUGACGGAUCUCCUCAAAAUACGGUGAAAAAUCAUUCCUCAUAACGAUUUUUCUAUUCAGGAAAGUUUUAGACAAAGAAAUUACCCAAUGUCACACAUUACUUUGGGGGGAAAAAAAAUAGAAGUCCUAAGGGAAUGUUGACAUUCAUUAAUGGUCAAAUUCCAUGAAAGAUUACCCUUUGCCAGGGUCAAAUCAGCACUUUCUCAUUACAUCAGUUUUUUGUUGUCUGAUUCUUUUGUCUUAAUGUAAAGGACUGGCUGUAAGAUUGCAUGCAAACCCCGAUGCCUCCAGUGUUUAAAAGUAUGCAAUAAGCAGUUCCCCACACAUGAGCUGUGCGUUUCCUAAAACUCUUCCCUUUCAGGAGACUGAAGACAGAUUCACUAUACAGUAUUUACUUUGUUAGUUUUCUUCCACACCCUUCCUCAAAAUGAAAAUCAUUAUUCCUUAUUCAAAUGUUAGUUUGUUUUUUGCUUGACUAGAUGUUUUCUCGUUGUUAUUACUGAAAUCAACAGUCUAAAAGACUAGCUGCAUUCAAUGGACCAAAAUUUGUGUAAAGUUUGGUUUAAUGUAAAACCACAAGCAUUUGCAUGCUAUUCUGAUACAUGAGAUGAUGUUUUGUAAAAGCACUAUUGCAAUCAUGUACAAGCACAGGUAGUUCAAAAAUAGAUACAUUUUAUAAAUGAAUGUACAGAUGAAAAAAGUAUUUUCAUAUGGAGUAUCAUUUUUAUGAAAAUUGCAAUAAUGAAAUUAAAUAUGCCCUGCUUUCCCAAUA
This is a messenger RNA of Myxocyprinus asiaticus (Chinese sucker), 2773 nucleotides long. RefSeq names its product sorting nexin-5-like. Gene Ontology annotation, molecular function: dynactin binding; phosphatidylinositol binding. The record is from RefSeq and is a predicted model, not a curated record. The transcript has 13 exons. Gene Ontology annotation, biological process: pinocytosis. Lineage: Eukaryota; Metazoa; Chordata; Actinopteri; Cypriniformes; Catostomidae. Bases 122 to 1321 code for a protein of 399 amino acids. Gene Ontology annotation, cellular component: endosome.